Messenger RNA from Solanum stenotomum, 1707 nucleotides. RefSeq names its product ubiquitin C-terminal hydrolase 12-like. The record is from RefSeq and is a predicted model, not a curated record. Lineage: Eukaryota; Viridiplantae; Streptophyta; Magnoliopsida; Solanales; Solanaceae. Gene Ontology annotation, molecular function: protein binding. The transcript is spliced from 17 exons. Bases 1 to 1707 code for a protein of 568 amino acids.
AUGGGAGCCAAUGUAAGACUGAAUAAAGAGCGAGAAGAAAAGAGAAAGGAGAAAGCAGAGGCUCGUCUCUACACGAUCAUCAAGGUAGCUCGUGAUGAAGACCUCGGUGAACAAAUUGGGAAGGAGAUUUAUUUUGAUCUUGUGAAUCAUGAUAAAGUGUGUACAUUUCGUAUUAAGAAAGAUAUACCAUUUACUCAAUUCAAGGAGGAAGUUGCUAAGGCAUUUGGUAUACCGGUGCAAUUUCAACGUUACUGGCUAUGGUAUAAACGCAAUAACCACACAUAUCGGCCUUAUCGUGCAUUGACAGCCCAAGAGGAAAUUCACUCUGUUGGCCAAUUGAGAGGAAGUUCAAAUGAAGUGAACAAUGCUGAGCUAAAACUGUUUCUGGAAGUAGAAUUAUGUCUGGAAAUAAAAUUUGAACCUAGUGUGUGUUGUGAAAAAAUUGACAGCAUGCUGAGUUUUUGCGACUAUCAGCUGGAAGAUGGGGAUAUAAUUUGCUUUCAGAAAUCCCUUCGAAAUCAAUGCAGAAAACAGUAUCGCUUUCCUGAGGUUCCUUUGUUUUUGAAGUACGUGUACAAUUGCAAGUUUAAAGUGAGGAUAGGGCAUGAUGAAACAGAACAAAAAGCAGAAGCUUGUCUCUACACAAUGAUCAAGGUAGCUCGUGAUGAAAACCUUGGUGAACAAAUCGGAAAGGAAAUUUAUUUUGAUCUUGUGAAUCAUGAUAAAGUACGUACUUUCCGUAUGCAGAAACAGAUGCCAUUUACUAAAUUCAAGGAGGAAGUUGCCAAGGCAUUUGGUAUACCGGUGCAAUUUCAACGUUACUGGCUAUGGAAAAAACGCGAGAACCACACAUAUCGUCCUGAUCGUGCAUUGACAUCUCAAGAGGAAAUUCAAUAUUCCGUUGGCCAACUAAGAGAAAAUUCAAAUACGGUGAAUAAUACUGAGCUAAAACUGUUUCUGGAAGUAAUAUUAUGCCCGGAAAUAAGAUUUGAACCCAAUGUGAUGUGUUUACAGCUUAACAAUAUGCUGCUGAGUCUUCGUGACUGCCAUCUAGACAAUGGGGAUAUCAUUUGCUUUCAGAAAUCCCUUCGAAAUAAAUGCAGUAAACAAUAUCGCUUUCCUAACGUUCCUUCAUUUUUGAAGUACGUGCACAAUCGCCAGCUAAAAGGGCAUGAAAAGCUUGUUCCUAGAUCUCAUUUUCCUAGUAACAGACCUCGGCUGCAGGUCGAAGCGGAGACAGUAAGUAUGGACGUGGAUGCAGUGGCAGUCGACAGUCCAGUAUCAGCCCGGUUUACAUGGACUGUCCACAAUUUCUCAAAGUUGAAUAGGAAGAACUCGUACUCUGAUGCUUUUAAUGUAGGAAGAUAUCAAUGGAGGAUACUGAUAGUCCCAAAAGGGAACAAUGGAGACCAUUUAUCACUUUAUUUAACAGUGGUAAAUACUGCAGCAUUGCCUUAUGGUUGGAUUAGAUACACUCAAUUUAGCUUAGCUGUUCUCAAUCAAAUUGAUGACAAUUUCACAGUGAGAAAAGAUACUCAGCUCCAGUUUACUGCAAGAAUGCGCGAGUGGGGUUUCAUAUCAUUCAUGCCUCUUACUGAACUAUAUGAUCCUGGAAGAGGUUAUCUUGUUGAUGAUAAAGUCAUACUUGAAGCUUAUGUUACCCUGCCUAAAAGUAAGUCAUUGAUUAUCUAUUCAUCACCAAUGUAG